Fusarium redolens is the source of this 1266-nucleotide messenger RNA. RefSeq lists its product as uncharacterized. NCBI's taxonomy places the organism in Eukaryota, Fungi, Ascomycota, Sordariomycetes, Hypocreales, Nectriaceae. The transcript has a single exon. The coding region runs from base 376 to 1212 and encodes 278 amino acids. The record is from RefSeq and is a predicted model, not a curated record.
GGAAUGGACAAGUAGUAUCACAGCCCUGCCCUCCUCACCGGAGACUCGUCACAAUCAACCCCAUGUCCCUCUCAACCUUAUUUCCGAAUUUGAGGAUAGGACAUCAAUGGCCGUAAAUCCGACGAAUAGUGCCAAAGACACGACGAAGUUGUCACCGACCACACCCUCAAGGGUGACACAUUGACCUCUUUGAUGUUCUAAAUGGGAUACUGGCUAGAACCAACAGGCUCUCACAUGUAUUGAAAGCAUGGCUAUGGCCGUGAUCAAGUACAAAUAGGUUCGAACAUGUCCUUUUUCAAAGGGCGAUUCUUCACUUGACUAUCAAUCUUACCAACUAAACCCCAAUCUUACCAAUCUAUCUCACCUACUAUUAUUAUGGCUCAACCGACCACUCACGUUGUUCACGGUGGCAAACAAGCUUCGCCCACCAGCACAUGGACAAGCUUUGAGUGGGAAGAGCCUAAGCUGGGCAAACAAGUCCAUGGCGAAGUAACCACUGCCCGCGCUUUUGGGACUUCUGGAAACCUCUCAUCAGGAUUCUGGAGGACAGGCGCCACGUCCCCAGGCGCCAACAGCGAUGGGUCGCACAGCCUCACCUAUUCGUCUCCCCUUGGCGACGAGACCGCGUGCGUUAUUGACGGAUCCGCCACCUUGACAGUCGUCUCGACUGGGGCUAAAUACAAAGUCGGUCCUGGAUCAAUUAUUAGCUCUCCCAAGGGACUCGAGGUGUACUGGCAGAUCGAGGCUCCCUUUUUCAAGAAGUACUGGUGUAUCUGGAAUGGCACCAAAGCUGCUACCAACCCGCCAACUGAUCUUCUAAUUAGCAACGUCAGUGACAGUCCCGACUGGGUCAACUACAAUUUUACUGAGCCCAAGGAAGGCGAUCUCGUGGCUGGCGAGUUGUACUUCAUUCGUAAUGGAGGAUCGACUGGAUCCAUGCUGAGUGGAGUGUGGCGAUCUGGAAAAGGAAUUGCGGCUUCUGAUCUGGAUGAUGAAGGGACUUUAACGACACCUUAUACUGGAGUCCUUGGUGACGAAACAAUUCUUCUCCUUGAGGGCGAAGUUGAUGUCACGGAGACGGACAGUGGAAAGAAGCAUAGUUUCAGGGCAGGAGAUGCAAUUGGCCUGACAUCAGGCAUGCAUAUUACCUGGGUCUCCAAGGGUCCCUUUACAAAGAAGCUGUGGGUCAUUACCCGGGAUGUUGUUGAGUAAAGAGAAGACUGUAAAUAGAUCCAGUUGGGUCGGGUGGUUUGACAGAAAACAAGC